AUUUUUCGCCCGUGAGGUUGCUUUUGAUUGCAUGGCCCAGCCGAACUUUGUGCUUGUUGUUCUGACGACGUGCUUUCUUGCCUAGCGCCUUGGUUUUCCGGCUGUUCGGGUGCUUGCAUUUCUCCAGCUCCUUGCGCAGACUCACCAUUUUUACGCCGCUGAAACGUUCACGUUGUUUUGAUGUCAGUGUUGGUAAACGCCGGCGGGCACAUGUACGAUCAGCUGGAUCCUUAGUGGUGGGCACUUUUCACGAUAGUUUAAGCUAAUGUUCAACUACUGAGGUAAUAUUUUGUUGUACGAUAUUUUUAAAACUCUUAAAUAUAGUCACAUUUAUUUAAAAACUCUUCACAGACAAUAACUUUAAUACUUUAUUUGAAAAUAUAUGCAUAAUAACUAUGUUUACUUCGCAGUACACAUAUUUUAACUUAAAAACGAGCUUGAUUUGUGUACAUUUAGGCUUUUUCAAAUAGUUUUACCAGAUGAUCUUGCAGCUUAUAUUUAUCGAUAGUUAGCUUAAGGGUCCACCUCCAGCCAGAAUCAUAUGUUUCUGCCAGCACAAACACACCUGCGCGAUCGCAUAAAACCUACGAUCGGAACCGACCCGCGCCAUUUCCCGUGCAUUUCCAGGCCCCAAAGUCCCGCUAAAUGGCAACACACCUGCUCCGCAAUGGCGCUACCUGUUGGCUGCUCAGGAACUGCAUUUCCCGCCAGGCGACGUUAAGACGCUGCCUGCAUGUGACCUCCAGUCUGGAUAAGUCGGUCUCCUUCAAUCUCAGCGACAUCGGCGAGGGCAUUCGCGAAGUGACCGUCAAGGAGUGGUUCGUGAAGGUGGGCGACACUGUGGAGCAGUUCGACAAUCUCUGCGAAGUGCAAUCGGACAAGGCUUCGGUGACCAUCACCAGUCGCUAUGAUGGCAAGAUAACCAAGAUUUACCACAACAUUGAUGAGAUUGCCUUGGUUGGCAAGCCUCUGCUGGAUUUUGAUGUGGUGGAUGAGGAGGGCGAUGACGCAGAGGACUCAUCCUCCUCCUCUGCAUCCUCCGAAAGUUCUGCCAGCGAAGCGGAGCGGGAGAAACCAACUGAAGCAGCCGUCACGCCCACUGGCGGUCGUGUGAUCACUCCCGCUACGCCCUCUGUGCGUCGCCUGGCCAAGGAACACCAGUUGGAUCUGGCCAAGGUGCCGGCAACGGGCAAGAAUGGUCGUGUGCUCAAGGGUGAUAUCCUGGAGUUUCUGGGACAGGUGCCUCCGGGUACAAAUGUGCCACAUCCCACACUGGCGACCAAUAAGCCAGAGGCUUCUUCUGCACCCGCUGCAUCUGCUCCCAUUUCCGUGCCCGCUGAUCGCGUAGAGGUGCUCAAGGGAGUGCGCAAGGCCAUGCUUAAAUCGAUGACUGAAUCCCUGAAAAUCCCGCACUUUGCGUACAGCGAUGAGAUUGACAUGACUCAGCUGGUGCAAUUCCGCAGCCAACUCCAGGCGGUGGCCAAGGAGAAUGGCGUCCCUAAACUCACGUUCAUGCCCUUUUGCAUCAAGGCCGCCAGCGUUGCGCUUUCCAAGUAUCCAAUUGUUAACAGCUCCCUGGACUUGGCCAGCGAAUCGCUGAUCUUUAAGGGUGCCCACAACAUUAGCGUGGCCAUCGAUACGCCGCAGGGUCUGGUGGUCCCCAACAUCAAGAACUGCCAGGCGAAGAACAUCAUCGAGAUAGCCAAGGACCUAAACGCACUGGUGGAGCGCGGACGCACUGGCUCCCUGUCCCCUGCGGACUUUGCCGACGGCACUUUCUCGCUGUCCAACAUCGGAGUUAUUGGUGGCACCUACACGCACCCCUGCAUCAUGGCACCCCAGGUGGCCAUCGGAGCGAUGGGAAGGACCAAGGCGGUGCCGCGUUUCAACGACAAGGAUGAGGUGGUCAAGGCGUAUGUAAUGAGCGUGAGCUGGUGCGCCGACCAUCGCGUUAUCGACGGCGUGACCAUGGCCAGUUUCUCGAACGUGUGGAAGCAGUACCUGGAGCAGCCGGCCCUCUUCCUGCUGCACUAGCCUGCCUGAGACUCGAAAAACGCUAACUCCCACGGAUAAGGCUGUUUCCCGAUGCAUUUAUCUAGACAUCUAAUUUUGUAAAUUGUACGACAAUCCCUUUUGUUCUAAAGCAUGUGCCAUGUGCCGCCGCCCAUCCCCGAAAUGUGCAUUUAUAGGAGGAAAGCUGCUCUGAGCGGCUCCUCGAUUACUUUAAGCUCCUGGCGCACAUGGCUGGCUUUCUGUUUAACUCCUAUUUUUGUUUAACUGCAUUUAUUAAUUCUUUUUAGUUUGUUAAGCAGCAGCUUUAGCGUACAGUUCAACUGUAGUGUGUGCAUUUAUUUUAAAGCUUUGUUUUAAUGGCUGUCCAAUAAAUAUCCCAAGCGGUUUAUGUGAA
Messenger RNA from Drosophila subpulchrella, 2407 nucleotides. RefSeq names its product lipoamide acyltransferase component of branched-chain alpha-keto acid dehydrogenase complex, mitochondrial (gene Dbct). The transcript is spliced from 5 exons. The record is from RefSeq and is a predicted model, not a curated record. Gene Ontology annotation, cellular component: mitochondrion; cytoplasm. Gene Ontology annotation, molecular function: acetyltransferase activity; lipoic acid binding. The coding region runs from base 646 to 2034 and encodes 462 amino acids. NCBI's taxonomy places the organism in Eukaryota, Metazoa, Arthropoda, Insecta, Diptera, Drosophilidae.